UCAACAAUAAAAACAUCCAUUCCAACUAUUCCAACUAUUAAACCUACCAUUAAUAAAUAUUUACCUACGAACGGUUCACCAAAAGAUCCAAGACCUCAAUUAACUCGUUCACAAAGUAGUGAUACUUUAUCUCAAACUAGUAGUAAUAGCAGUCGUGGAAAAAAAUCAAGAGUUUCUCCUAACAUAAUUCCUACUCAAAAACAAGAUUUUUCUCAUGUUAGAUCACGUGUAGGGUCUUUGAAUAACAUAAGUUACAUACCAAAAGGCGGUGAGAUAAAAAUCUUUUCUGAUAAGCCGGAUUUUUCUAAUGUCGGAUCACGAAUAGGCUCAUUAGAUAAUAUUGACCAUGUUCCAAAAGGUGGAGAUAAAAAAAUUCUAUCAAUUAAAACUGAUUUUGCUAAUGUAGGUUCUCGAGUUGGAUCACUGGAAAAUAUUUAUCAUACUCCAAAAGGUGGUGAUAAGAAAAUCUUCUCUGUUAAACCUAAUUUUUCUAAUGUCAGUUCUCGUGUUGGUUCAUUGGAUAACAUUAAUCAUAUUCCAAAAGGUGGUGAUAAAAAAAUUGAAUCAAUUAAAGUCGACUAUUCUAAUGUCACUCCUCGUAUUGGUUCAUUGGAUAACAUUGAUCACGUCCCAAAAGGUGGUGAUAAAAAAAUUUCAACUGUUAAA
Molecule: messenger RNA, 666 nt
Organism: Racocetra persica
Lineage: Eukaryota; Fungi; Glomeromycota; Glomeromycetes; Diversisporales; Gigasporaceae
Source: the annotation of a GenBank genome assembly